Molecule: messenger RNA, 1361 nt
Organism: Odocoileus virginianus texanus
Lineage: Eukaryota; Metazoa; Chordata; Mammalia; Artiodactyla; Cervidae
Source: RefSeq, a predicted model, not a curated record
GACUACUUGUUCUGGGAGCUCCUGAGUCAAUCCUGGUUACCAAAAUAUCCAUAGGAAGCAACCUUUUGGUUCUCAUUUUCAUUAUCAUCACUGGCUUCAUUAAGGGAGAUCUGCAUAACUGGAGGCUCACAGAACAGGACUACAAACUGAACACAUCUGAAUCCAGAGACAUCUAUGGCUUAGGAGGCUCGGGCCUUCUGGGUUCUGGAGGGUUUGCACCUUUUGGCGUUGAAGGGAUUCUCCAGGGAGCAGCUACAUGUUUCUACUAUUUUUUUGGUAUUGAUGCUGUUGCCACUAAAGGGGUAGAAGCUCUAAAUCCUCAUCGUUCCAUCCCCUGGAGCAUCGCAAUCACAAUUUUCAUCUGCUUUCUGGCUUACUCUGGUGUCUCAGCGGCACUCACCCUCAUGGUGCCCUACCACCUGAUUCAGCCUCACGACCCUUUGCCACAAGCCAUUCUCCAUAGUUGGUGGCUCCCUGCCAGAUACUUCGUGGCUAUUGGCACCCUCUGUGCUCUUAUAUCCAGACUCUAUAGUGCCAUGUUCAGAAUGCCUCCUUUGAUCUACAUGAUGGCAAAGGACGGGCUCCUUUUCCGGAGACUUACCUGGAUCCAUGUCCGCACAGGCACCCAUGUCAUGGCCAUCAUGUCUGCUGGAAAUCUUACAGGGCUCAUGGCGUUGCUCUUCACGUUCACAAAUCUUGUGGACCUCGUGUCAGUGGGGACCCUGCUCGUUUACUCCUUGGUGGCAUUUUCUGUUCUUGUCCUCAGGUACCAGCCAGACCAGAAUUUAAGCAAGAAUGAGAACACAGGGAAGGAAAGUGAGGUGCCUGACUCUGAUGAACAUCCUUUGGACUCUGAACCUGAAGCAAGAAACUCAAACAUUCUAAAGAGGUUGUGGUUCCCUCCCAGCACCACCCCCACUAGGGAAUCUGGCCAGAUUGUCUAUGGAUGUGCCUCACUACUCGUUCUCCUAAUGAUAAUCUUGAGCCUCAUCCUGGUCCAGUGGUCCAGUCAGGAGUUCUCUGCAGACUCCGCGUACACACCAGUGACUGUGCUGCUGCUGCUGCUCAUCAUUGGGGUCACGGUCAUCAUCUGGAGGCAGCCCCAGAACCACACUCCUCUUUAUUUUAAGGUCCCUGCUCUGCCUGUCUUCCCACUGGUGACCAUCUUUGUGAAUAUUUACUUGAUGAUGCAGAUAACUUCUGGGACCUGGGCCAUAUUUGGCAUCUGGAAUGUGAUUGGAUUUCUCAUAUACUUUGGAUACGGGAUCCGACACAGCUUGGAGGAGAACGAUGAGCAACAAACACCAGCUUCCACCUCCCAGACUCUUGACAAAAACACCCCUACUGCUGAGUCAUCUUAA